This is a messenger RNA of Rhinocladiella mackenziei CBS 650.93, 1125 nucleotides long. RefSeq lists its product as uncharacterized. The transcript has a single exon. Lineage: Eukaryota; Fungi; Ascomycota; Eurotiomycetes; Chaetothyriales; Herpotrichiellaceae. Gene Ontology annotation, cellular component: nucleus. Gene Ontology annotation, biological process: base-excision repair. Bases 1 to 1125 code for a protein of 374 amino acids. Gene Ontology annotation, molecular function: phosphoric diester hydrolase activity; DNA-(apurinic or apyrimidinic site) endonuclease activity; double-stranded DNA 3'-5' DNA exonuclease activity. The record is from RefSeq and is a predicted model, not a curated record.
AUGGCCAUGCCCCUGACACGCAAGAGAUCUCUCCAUACCACCAGCCGGUCCAUAAGUCCUCCCGCUCUGCGUCGAAAGGUUGGUAUCACAGAAGACGCGGCUCCCACAUGGCCAUCAUCUACCGACUAUGUGCGAAUCUUCAGUUGGAAUGUCAAUGGCAUCGGUCCGCUACUCCAAAGGCCGCUCUCUUUCGACUCGGUCUCUCUCACGCCGCUGAGGUCAUUUCUCAAACGGCAUGACUGGCCCCAAUUGUUGUGUCUACAAGAAGUCCAGAUCAGCCCCAGGGACACUGCGACUCAACGACAGCUUCAACGUGCGGCCAAUCGCGGCCAAACACCGGAUGAGCCCGCGUACAUACUUCACCUCUCCCUGCCCAGAGACGAAUAUAAUGCUACCGGAUUCGGGGGCAAGGUCUACGGGGUUGCCACCUUGAUUCGCGACGAUACGUCUUCCCAAAUUUCCCUCACGCGACGGCCCGAUUGGGAUCUGGAAGGCCGAGUUUUGAUACAUGAGUUCGAAAUCGACCUGGUGAUCAUCAAUGGCUAUUGGGUAAAUGGCACGUCGAAUCCCUACCGCGAUCCUCACACCGGUCAGGUCACGGGCACUCGACAUGACCAUAAAUUACGCUUUCACCAACACAUGCUAGAAGAGGUACUCCAAGCCCAAAGAGAAGGGCGGCACGUGAUUAUGAUGGGGGACAUGAAUGUGGCCCGAGCCAGGGUUGACGGCCAUCCAAACUUGCGAACAUCUCCUCUGCAGCAUGUCAAGAACCGCGCCGACUUCAAUGCCAAGUUCUUCACCAGCAAGGACGGCAUGCGUGGCAUCGAUGUUUUCAGGCACCUGCACGGCACCAGCAGGAAAUAUACCUACCAUCCACGGGGAAGGAAUUGGGGCGAGAGCUGCGAUCGCGUGGAUAUGAUCAUUGUCAGCCGUGGCUUGGUGAAUGAGGCCGGAGCUGUGAUCGGGACUGAUAUUUGUGAUUCCGCGGUCGAUCGUGGACACAGUGACCAUGUGCCUCUUUGGAUAUCCCUUGACUGGUUCAAAUUGCAGUCCCAGAAAUGUCGAAUGCCCGGCGAGAGGCGGGACAAAAGUCCCUGCCCGUGGUUGUCCUGGCUCAGUGCUUGA